Molecule: messenger RNA, 1044 nt
Organism: Caenorhabditis bovis
Lineage: Eukaryota; Metazoa; Nematoda; Chromadorea; Rhabditida; Rhabditidae
Source: the annotation of a GenBank genome assembly
AUGAGUGAGGCAGUUUUCACUGAAAAGAGUGCAACUCCGGUAGCAUUUAUUGAUAAAAAGAUAAAUGCGCUAGUGAAAGACUUGGCAACACAGAAAAGAUAUGUGGCAAAAAUGCAAUCGCGGAAGAAGCCCAGACAACAAGAUCUUGAUCUCAAUACCGAGCGAGUUUUCUUAUAUGAGAAUAUUUGCAAAUUCCGGAAGGAAGGCUAUAUUUCGCAACUCGCCGAUGUUGGAUUCGAUGAUGAUUUUCGAUACUUGAUUGUUGAAGACUUUGGAAAGGAUUUAACUCAUUAUUAUAGCAAUUAUCGGCCGUUUGACGCUCCGACGACAUUCCUCAUCACGUAUUACUCGUUUCAAGCACUCAAAGAACUUCAUUCAUGGGGUUAUUUACAUUUGGAUCUCCGGCCUUCGUCAUUUGCAGUCAAACAAAGUUUCGUUUUGAAGUUGAUCGAUUUCUAUCAUGUUACUCCGAGCAAGCCGAAACCAAAAAAUAGCAAAACGUUUCGAUGCGAUCGAUUCUCUCCAAGGGUAAUGUAUAAGAAAGAUCAAGAGUUUGACGAAUGGGCCGAUAUUGAAGCAUGGCUAUUUACGAUGAUAUUUUUGACAUGCGAGAAUACACUUCCAUGGAGAAAUGACAGGGAUGCUGAUAAAAUUCUUGAUGCAAAAGAGAAAUUUUUCAAAUCACAAGAUGGAUUCAGUUGGUGUGGAAGCGUCGGAAUUUUGCCAUUGGUACCAUUUCUGAUGGAAUCGAAGCCGAGUUUGACGGAUUUCAUCGAAAAACUAAACGAGCUAUUCUCGAUCGAGGUUCUCACGUAUGACGAAAUGGAACAGCCAAUGUGGAUGCUCGACGGGUCGGUCGAACAAGAAAAACGGCCAAGAGAGCCGGAAAGUAGUCAGAAUUUGAGCGAGAACAUGCCGAGUGAACGAAAAUCGGAGAGGAGAUUGAGGUCGACCGAGCGAAAAUCGGAAAGAAAGAAAAAGAAAUCGUCGGUUCGACCGAGUAUGGAGGUGAUAUCGGACAGAAACUGCAACAGCAGCAAUUAA